Messenger RNA from Saccostrea cuccullata (small rock oyster), 1832 nucleotides. RefSeq names its product RING finger protein 145-like. NCBI's taxonomy places the organism in Eukaryota, Metazoa, Mollusca, Bivalvia, Ostreida, Ostreidae. Gene Ontology annotation, cellular component: endoplasmic reticulum. The record is from RefSeq and is a predicted model, not a curated record. The transcript is spliced from 2 exons. The coding region runs from base 9 to 1721 and encodes 570 amino acids.
CAUAAGCAAUGUCGUUGGAAGGCACUAAUACUAGAGAUCACCUUGUUGAGGGACUGGUUGUAGUCCUGAAAUUGCCAGCUCUGUUUCUCUUUGAGUUUUGGCGUCUGACAAGCACCGAACAUUCUUCUCUGUAUCAAAGCAUCGUCGACCUAUCAGUACCAGUUGCAUCAACGGUGAUAGUAUUUCUUCCAAAGUUCUACAUUUUCCAGAUUUACAAGUUCCUAGCUAGUGUGUUUGUACUGGUUUUAAUUCAUUUUCAAACCCAAAAGGUUAUUGAAUGUGACGCAAGCAUUGGAUAUACUGACUUGAUCAUUAAUUCUUUUCUCCUUGGAAUAGCAGCUCAAUUAUUUGGAUAUUUAUGCAACGGAGGCUCAAAGAACAACUUAUUUUUUAUGGGACAUGUCGUACCAAUGCUGACAAAAAUAUUUGAUCUUCCUUUCACGGUAAACCAAUGUUUGCUUUUCCUGACCAGUGGCAUUUAUUGUUUGUAUCUGAUUUGCAGAAUGAAGGAUGGUUUCAUAAUUGCAAUCAAAGGAAUGGAGACAGGGAUUAAAACUUGGACAUCUUUAGUCAACAUUUUCGGUUUCCUUCCUGUUGCAAGGUCGAUAUCUGAAUCCAGACUUUUAACACAACAACUUUUGUUAUUCUGGGUGACGUAUUUUGGGUCCAUGAUUUAUUACUUUACAACACAUACCACUAAUGCCCAUGUUUUGUCUAUAUCAAAAAUGGAUUGGUCGUCUUUUUUUGCAAUUUGUGCUGGAGAAUGUUGCAAAACGUAUUUAGGACUUGUUUCGAUGUGCGUUUCUAUUUCAUACAUUGUCAAUUUUCUGUUUAAUGUACUUCACUUUUACGUUCAUGGUUGGAAGGAGCAAGCCACGGAUGCCGAUAAUUCUCCCGGUUGGUCGAUAGGUAUCCUUACAUUUAUGCUGUCAGUGGCAUUUGGAAUUUUAAUGCCAUCAAAUUCUUUGCAAACUAUGCUCAAAAAAGGCUUUCUGAUUGAAAUUAUCUCAAUUUAUAUGGCAUCAAAUUUUCUCAAUUUGGCGUAUGAAUUUGCUGAUCCUGCUCUAUUAUCACUUAGUGCAAUAUCAACAACAAAAGUGUCUAAACACAUUCAAAGUCUCAUGUUUUAUAUCUUUAUUAUAGUUUCCUUCUCAUACAUACUUAACAUCGUUUGGCAAGUUGUUGAUAUUUUCCUGACUUUACCAGCAAUUAUUAUAAGCCUGUCCAACGGAAUCCAAGCGACAGCUUCAAUCAUGAUCUAUUUAUUGUUUGUGUAUGACGGGCUUCAUGCUCAUCCUUUAGAACACUUAGAUGACAUAGUUUAUUACGUAAGGUCCACUGUGCGUUUUCUAGAUUUUGCAGGGUCAGUUAUUUUGGCUUGCAGUGGAAUAUGGUUAAUUAAGUCAGGUGGACUUAGCUGGAUCCAAUAUCCAUUUUUUGUUUUACAUUGCUAUUCCUUAUGGGAGAGAUUUCAAAAUGGCUGGAAAAACUUCUUGUUGAGGAGAAAGGCCGUGAGGUUGGUAGAUGCCCUUCAAACUGCGACAGAAGAACAGAUUCGUAACCACGAUGAUUUGUGUUCUAUAUGCCUUUGUCCGAUGUCAUAUGCGAAAAUAACUAACUGUGGACAUUUUUUUCACCCGACAUGUCUCAAAAAAUGGAUGUAUGUUGGACAUUCGUGUCCACAUUGUCUACGAAAAUUCUCAAAUGUACGUCAAUCCUAAUACAUCAGCUUAAUUAUCAUUGAAUCUUUUAAACAUUGUAUACGUAUUUAUUGCAAAGCUUUUCAAAAGAGAAAAUGCAACUAUGUAUGAGUAAUUACUUUUUAUACAUGU